Bradysia coprophila is the source of this 5272-nucleotide messenger RNA. RefSeq names its product Peroxidasin (gene Pxn). The record is from RefSeq and is a predicted model, not a curated record. Gene Ontology annotation, molecular function: protein binding; peroxidase activity; heme binding. Gene Ontology annotation, biological process: response to oxidative stress. Lineage: Eukaryota; Metazoa; Arthropoda; Insecta; Diptera; Sciaridae.
UCUCAGUUAGUUGUUAGCCAGCCGGUGUCUGGGAUAUACGCGAAAUUUAAUUCUUGUCGUUUUGUCUUCCACUGAUUUCACUUUAGUUUUUAGUCAAGAUAAAUAAGACGUGACUGUGUGUAUAGUAUAUGUGUGGGCCGGUUUUGACCAGUGAUUAAUUGUGUAAUGGUACGUUGCACAUUGUACAGCGCUGCAGUAUUUACAUGAGUCAGAGCUAGACUCGGUGUUCAAAGAGAAAGUGUGAAGUGUGACAUGACUGACUAGAAUAUAUACUGUUUAAUAAAACUUAUUGUACAAGGCUGCAAUUUAUUGCUCGAGACUCAGAGUCAUUAAAUCGUAACUUUAUAGAAGUGCAUACAGAUUAUCAGAAUGUGCAUACCAACCAGAAGCAUUACAUCGAAAAUGAUAUUAUUAUACAUACUGGUGCUGCAUUUAUUAUGCGAAACUUCAUCAUCAUCAGCAAGUGAAUGUCCUGUAGGAUGUACAUGUGCCGAGAGAUUAGUUCGUUGCAUGAGAUUGCAGCUAAUUGCCAUACCAGAAAUACCAACUGAUACAAAUAUUCUAGAUCUGCGCUACAAUUUCAUUCGCGAAAUACCAGCGAACACAUUUCAAGGAUUAUCACAUUUGCAUACAAUUUUUCUAAACGAAAAUCAACUGAAAUAUGUAAACAGUGGCGCUUUUCAUGGGUUACCAUCUUUAAAGUAUCUUUAUUUAGAUAAAAAUCGCAUUUCAAAUGUGUCUGCUGACGCUUUUCAAGGAUUGAAUCAUUUGGACAGUUUAUAUCUGCAGUAUAACAGCAUUUCUGAGAUAUCACCAGAAACGUUUUCGGAUUUACCACACCUGAGAAAACUAUACUUGCACAACAACAAAAUCAUUCAGUUGAAAAACGGCCUGUUCGAUAACAUGGUGUCGUUAAAACGAUUAAGAUUGGACAAUAAUGACUUUGUGUGCAACUGUAACAUACUCUGGCUACUCAAAUUAUUAACUAAGUCUACACACAUUGAAGCAGAUAUAAUCUGCAAACAUCCAGCGAAUUUAAUGGGAAAACGUCUAAUUGAAUUGAGUGAAACUGACUUAGAUUGUAAAUUGCCCAAAAUAAUUGAAGAACCGAGCAACGCAACUGUAGGCGUUGGAGAUACUGUGUCUCUGAAGUGUCGAGCGUCUGGUGAUCCAACACCAGAUAUAGUUUGGAUGCAAAAUUCAUUGAAAGUUCCUGUAGACAGUCCUAGAUAUCAUUUGCUUAAGGAUGGAACUUUGAAAAUUAAAGACGUCAACGCUGAUCUUGAGGGAUUGUAUGAAUGUAUGGCACAAAAUGUUCUCGGGGAGACAAAGUCUAGGCCAGCAAGAAUGGUGAUCGGUUAUCAGUCAAACCAGUCACCUAGAAACAAUAAUGUUAGUCGACCAGGAAAACCCAAACUAACUGUGAAACCGGCUGAUUUGACUGUUUCACAUUCUGAAAAUAUUGUUUUGCAUUGUGUUGCUAGAGCUGAUCCCACACCCACUAUAUCUUGGUAUUUCGACGACAAUCUUCUUCAGUGGACUGAUGGUAUUCGAGUACUUCCAAAUGGAACACUGACAGUAGAAAACCCCACUAUAGAUGAUGCUGGUACAUACAAAUGUGAGGCAACUAACUAUUUAGGAAAAGAUUCCGCUACUGCCGAGGUUCAUGUCAACGAAAUGCCUUAUAUAACUCUGGCACCAGAGGAUCAAACUUUAAAAAUUGGAUCAUACGUUGUGUUGGAAUGUGAAGCAACAGGCCAACCGACACCAACAAUAACGUGGAAAUUAAAUAAUCAACUUCUAGAUACCUCAAAUAGAAUGUUUUUCGGAAAUCAGAAUACCGAAUUGCAUAUAGAUCAUGUUAAGGAAAGCGACGAAGGUACUUAUGUUUGUGUUGCUGGAAACUCCAUCGGUUCAACAGAAGCAGAGGCAACCAUAACCGUUCAAAAAGACGUUGGGCCACCCACUCUUAUUUUCGAACCAUACGAUAUUGAAGCAAUACCUGGAACUACCAUCGAAAUGCCUUGUCAAGGGGAAGGUAUCCCGAAGCCUGAGGUUAAGUGGAAAAAAGAUGGCAAAACGAUUAUUGCUUCAGCAAAACAUCGCAUAGCUCCUGGCGGUAGUUUAUACAUUAAAAAAAUCAACGAACAAGAUGCUGGCCGAUAUGAAUGCUCCGUAAUUAAUUCAAAUGGACGGGCAACAGCUUCCGGAGUUGUAACCAUCAGUCGGAGCAAUGACGUAGCGCCGGGUGACCGUUAUGUCCGUAUAGCUUACACGGAAGCAUCGCAAGAGAUAGAUAAGGCAAUAAAUCAAACAGUUGCAUCACUGUUCAGUAACAACACCAAACCGUUUCACCAUGGCGACUAUUUCAAGAUAUUCCGUUAUCCAAAUGCACCGACCCGUGAACUAGCUCGGGCCGCAGAAAUAUACGAACGCACAUUGCUAAACAUACGAAAACAUAUAGACAAAGGGGCCAGUGUUUCAGUUAAUAUGUCGGAAUUCAAUUAUAAGGACAUACUCUCCCCUGAUCAUUUGGAUCUGGUAGCACAAUUAUCUGGCUGUCAGGCGCAUCGAAUCAUUCCAAAUUGCACGAAUAUGUGCUUCCAUUUGAAAUAUCGGGCAAUCGAUGGCACUUGUAACAAUUUACAGCAUUCAAGUUGGGGAGCUUCCUUGACGGGUUUCCGUAGAAUCUUACAACCGAUCUACGAAAAUGGAUUUAGCUCACCGAUUGGAUGGACGAAGGGAAAAUUGUAUUUCGGUUUUCCAAAACCUAGUGCCAGAUUGGUAUCAACAUCAGUUAUUGCAACCAAGGUCAUUACACAGGAUGAAACUAUAACUCAUAUGGUAAUGCAGUGGGGACAGUUCCUCGACCAUGAUUUAGAUCAUGCAAUACCGUCAGUUAGUUCGGAAAGUUGGGACGGCAUUGACUGUAAGAAAUCGUGUGAAUACGCUGCACCGUGCUAUCCAAUCGAAGUGCCGGAAAAUGAUCCGCGAAUUAAAAAUCGCCGUUGCAUAGAUUUGGUGCGAUCAAGCGCCAUAUGUGGAUCCGGUAUGACGUCAGUAUUCUUUGAUGAUUUCCAGCCGAGAGAGCAAAUCAAUCAACUCACAUCCUACAUUGAUGCGUCUCAAGUUUAUGGAUACUCCGUUGCAUUUGCUCAAGAUUUAAGAAACCUAACUACGAACGACGGACUAUUACGUGUUGGUGUUAAUUUCCCGAACCAAAAGUCCAUGCUACCAUUUUCUUCACCAACAGACGGAAUCGAUUGCAGAAGGAAUAUUGAAGAGAGCAACGUUAAUUGCUUCACAGCAGGUGAUAUUCGAGUGAAUGAGCAAAUUGGAUUAACCGCGAUGCAUACAAUUUGGUUGCGUGAACAUAAUCGAGUGGCUAUCGAAUUGAAAGAUCUAAAUCGUCACUGGGAUGGAGAAACUUUGUAUCAAGAGGCAAGGAAAAUUGUCGGCGCACAAAUGCAGCACAUAACAUACACUCAUUGGCUUCCAAAUAUCCUGGGGUCGAAGGGAAUGGAGAUGCUAGGUGAAUAUAAGGGCUACGAUCCAACCGUUAACCCUUCUGUCUCAAACGAGUUUGCUACAGCAGCAUUGCGAUUUGGUCAUACGUUGAUCAAUCCUAUACUCCAUCGUUUGAAUGAAACUUUUCAACCGAUCGCCCAAGGUCAUUUACCACUGCACAAGGCAUUCUUUGCUCCAUGGCGAAUGGUGUACGAAGGCGGUGUAGAUCCAUUGCUUCGAGGAAUGUUCUCCGUUCCGGCUAAGCUGAAAAUGCCAACAGAAAACUUAAACACAGAAUUAACAGAAAAACUUUUCUUAACUGCACAUGCCGUUGCACUGGACCUAGCAGCAAUAAAUAUACAACGUUCUCGAGACCAUGGCAUUCCUGGAUACAAUGAGUACCGAAAAAUCUGUAAUUUAGCUGUUGCUGAAACAUUUGACGAUUUGAAGAAAGAAAUCUCUAGCGAUGUGGUUCGGAAUAAACUGAAAGAACUGUAUGGACACCCUGGCAACAUCGACAUAUUCGUUGGUGGUAUAUUAGAAGAUCAGAUUGAAGGAGCCAGAAUCGGUCCGUUGUUCCGUUGUAUUCUCAUUGAACAAUUUAGUCGUCUGCGUUCAGGCGAUAGACAUUGGUACGAGAAUCCCUCAGCGUUCACCCCAGAGCAACUGUCUCAAAUUAAAGUGUCGUCGUUGGGGCGAGUGUUAUGCGAUAACGGUGACAAUAUUACAAAAAUUCCCGAAAAUGUGUUCCAUCUAGCCAGCACACAGGGUGGAUAUAAAGACUGCAGUGAGAUUCCGGAAAUUAAUCUAAGCCCUUGGUUGAAUUGUAACAAAUGUUCCAGUCAUGCUGAUCCAAAUGUGCCCACAAAUGAUCCAAAUCUGCCUCGACGGAGACGUAGCAUCAAAAUGAUUUCAAACGAUACCCAGGAACAGACUGCUUUGAAUGAAUUCAAUAUUGAUUUCAACGAAAUGAGUGACGAACGAAUUGAGGGGCUGGAGCUUAUGAUUGAAAAUUUUCAGAAAACGUUAAGACAAAUGAAGAAGAAAAUGAAGAAAUUGGAGCACAGCUGUUCGAAUGAUAAAACAAAAAUGCAUGGUCACUGUUUCGACGAUGAGGGCAUCAAAAGAUUAAACUAUGAGAUUUGGUCCAAAGACGAAUGCACACAGUGUCAAUGUAAGCAUCGUCAAGUUAAUUGCAUGUCUGAAAAAUGUUCUCAGCUUUAUUGUGGACCAAAUGUGGAAGUAGUUAAGCGACACGGAGCAUGUUGUCCACACUGUGAUGUAAAUUCGGUAAACUAAACCUUUUCCAGAGGGCUAUCACAUCUGUUAGAAACAACAACUACAAAAAUGAACAAUGCGCACUGACUCAUGUUGUCUUAUACAGUAAAAUGAAUGAUUUGGUUACACUAACCAAAUCAAAGAUUUUGUAUCAAAAGAAGUAAAAGAUUCGAAAUGUGUUAGCCGCCUGUGAAAGAGUAAUUUUUCGGUCAUGUAAUUUUAAGAAUUUUAAGAUAAUGUUAACGGUCUUUUCGAUCCAAGCCUCUACUAACAAGGUGUAUCAUCUGAUAUAUGAAAAUUUUAUUCGAAUGCAAAAAAAAAUAAACAAAAUGAAACCAUAUUUAGGAUUACUAUACGAUAAAUCUUUUUUUUUCAAUUUUAUUAUAGAGUACGAUAUUAUACCUUCGUAAGUGAUGUUAUAUUCGAUUCAUAAAUAGGCUUUAGAUCACUUCAAUAAAAAUAACUGAUUACUGCCAUCAGAAUGUCG